Labrus mixtus (cuckoo wrasse) is the source of this 6018-nucleotide messenger RNA. It is a transcript of the gene dennd6a, whose product is annotated as DENN/MADD domain containing 6Aa. The record is from RefSeq and is a predicted model, not a curated record. Bases 221 to 2038 code for a protein of 605 amino acids. Gene Ontology annotation, molecular function: guanyl-nucleotide exchange factor activity. Gene Ontology annotation, cellular component: recycling endosome. Lineage: Eukaryota; Metazoa; Chordata; Actinopteri; Labriformes; Labridae. The transcript is spliced from 19 exons.
CAGUGGCAGGGACGGCCUUACGCGAUGACGUUGCAGUAAUCGUCACCACGUACGCUCUGGCUGCUGCUGCUGCUGUUGUGCGGUGUUAGCUAGAUGGCUAGUUUGUGUCCCGCUGGUCACCUCCUGUUGUUGUCACCUGAGGGAUACUAACUAAUAUUUCUUGUGAACAUCUUCGGAUAUCCUCAAACCCUCUCCAGAGCGUGCGUGUCGGGCCGUCGCCAUGGCUCUGCAAGGCCCGGAGGAGCUGGGGGAGCAGGUCGAAGAGCCGGAGGAUCUGGACGACCAGGACGCUAGUAGCAUCUCCCCGGCCGAGGAGAUAACUCUUCCUCCCGGGCCCGGAGGCGACGAGGAGCCGGAGGAGGCUCUCCUACUGCCCUGGGACCGCUUCUCCACCUGGCUGCACUGCAUCUGUGUGGUCGGCUUCGACCUGGAGCUGGGCCAGGCGGUGGAGGUGAUUUAUCCUCAUCACUCCAAACUGUCAGAGAAAGAGAAAACAAGCAUCUGCUACCUUUCUUUUCCCGACUCCAACUCAGGUUGUCUUGGCGACACCCAGUUCUGCUUCCGCUUCCGACAGGGCUCAAACCGGAAGUUGUCGCUCGGCUGCUUCCUGGAAAACACAGACCGUGAUGCUCCGCCCUGUCUGAAGAGAGACCAGGGUCAUUACUACGGUUACGUGUACUUCCGGCAGGUGCGAGACAAAUCCCUGAAGAGAGGAUACUUCCAGAAGUCUCUGCUCCUGAUCAGUAAGCUGCCCUACGUCACAUUCUUCCACUCCCUGCUGAAGAUCAUGGCUCCAGAAUAUUUUGAGAAACAGGAGCCGUGUUUGGAGGCAGCUUGUAAUGACAUAGAUCGCUGGCCGUCGCCCCAUCCUGGACGAAUCCUUACGCUGCCUAUAAUGGGUGUGGUCAUCAAGGUUCGCAUCCCGACCAGUUACGACAAACCAGGAACCUCCCAGCUGGUGCAGUCCACACAGACUGACAGUCAGGUGUCCAUCGUGCUCCCGACCAUCCAUGAAGUCGACCUCUUCAGAUGUUUCUACCCAGUCUUCUUCCACAUCCAGAUGCUGUGGGAGUUGGUGUUGCUCGGGGAGGCGCUCGUCGUCAUGGCGCCGUCGCCAGCGGAGUCUUCGGAUACCGUGUUGGCGUUGGUCAGCUGUAUCUCUCCGCUGCGUUACUGCAGCGACUUUCGUCCGUACUUCACCAUCCACGACAGCGAGUUUAAGGAGUACACAACGAGGACGCAGGCCCCGCCGUCAGUCAUUUUGGGAGUGACCAAUCCCUUCUUCGCUAAAACUCUGCAGCACUGGCCGCACAUCAUCCGCAUCGGGGACAUGAAGCAAGCAGGAGAAAUGGCCAAGCAGAUGAAAGUCAAGAAACUGAAGAACCUCAAAACUCUCGACUCUAAACCCGGUGUGUACACUGCAUACAAGCCGUAUCUGAACAAAGAUGAAGAAAUCAUCAAGCAGCUUCAGAAGGGAGUUCAACAGAAGAGGCCCUCGCCGGCCCAGAAUGCAAUUCUCCGACGCUACUUCUUGGAACUGACUCAGAGCUUCAUCAUUCCACUGGAGAGAUAUGUGGCCAGUCUGAUGCCUCUCCAGAAGUCCAUCAGCCCCUGGAAGGCUCCUCCUCAGCUGCGUCCGUUCAUCCAGCAGGACUUCAUGAAGACGCUGGAGAAAGCCGGACCUCAGCUCACGUCCAGACUGAAGGGAGACUGGAUAGGACUCUACAGGAAUUUCCUCAAGUCCCCAAACUUUGACGGCUGGUUCCGCAACCGGAGGCGAGAGAUGACGCAGAAACUGGAGGCUCUGCACCUGGAGGCGCUGUGCGAGGAGGAUCUGCAGCAGAGGAUCCAGCAGCACUCAGAGGUGGAGACGGUUGAUCUGGUCCUGAAGCUGAAAGAUAAACUGAUUCAGGCGGAGAAGGAGCAGCUCCCUGUGCGUCCAGGGACGGUGGCCAAACUGAGGGCUCACAUAGAGGCCGUCAUCCUGUCGUUACCGGAGGACCUGCAAGGGAUCCUCCACAAGCCCUCCACCCCCUGAACGUCUCCCCCUUUGGCCUGACUCUCUAACCCCACAUCGAGCUUGUUUUAAAGUUUGGGGGGGUCUGUGGAUCGUCUCACAGAUGGAGGAACAUCUUGUUUAUUUUAAGGACCUCUUCUGGUCAGCACAUUUUUGAUUCCUUUUAAUAUACAUCUUGUCAUACUUACUUUAUUCCCCCCCCCACACACGGCUACAGUGGCGGCCCUGAAGUCUCAGCCAUCACUUGGUUUUGACACGGUCAGCUGGAGCCGGCCGGAGCUGCACAACAUAAACUCCUGUGAACGUUUUCGAGGAGCUGAACCAGCGUUUCUAAGCUGUGAGGAGGUUCUUCAGCACAGCGACGUCAUUAAGGAAAUUCCAGACUCGUCUCUCUUCUUCACUUGAAGCGUGCGGCUCACUAACAGAGGAUCCGCCACAAUCCUGGAGCCAACAGCGGGAAAGUUAACUCAGCAGACCUCUGACACUUGGUGUUUUCACCUCCUUGACGUUUUUAGUUUUAUUUUAUUUUUUAACUUGAAGAUGACACGCUGCAGUUCUGCUGACUUUGGAGUUUUCAUUCUUCUUUUUUAAAUUGAGAAAUGUUUUUAAAGAAGUGCACUUCAUCGCUCACUGGACCGGAGUGCCCUUCAUACACACACACACACACUUCUUUUAUGCAAACAAACUGAACCGAGCAGAGCCAAGAAGUGCUUUAUAAUAAAAUCUGACUCAAAUGUUAAUCAACACACAUUAAGCAUUAAUCACCAGCCGCCCUGUCACAGCCAAUGACUGUAUAUAAAGAUGGACGUCUCAGCAUCUUCCUGUUGUACAAAAGUGAAGCCAAAAACACCCUGAGCCAGUUUUUGCUUCCUCUCACUGUUUCUCCUCUACUUUGCACACAGCGCUGCAGGAGCCUUAUUUGUCAACAGAGCUGUCAAUCAUGACAUUAAACCCAUUUUUUUAUAGCAUCUAAUUCUAACAUUUUUAGAACCAGGAACACUAGAACAUAAAUCAGCUUGUUAAGAACUAACUAUAAAGACAGAUACCAUGUUUAAGAAAUAUUUAUUUGACCUAUCUCCAUCUGCUAACAUGGAGGAGGCGGAGCUUAUGGGCCCACACUGCAGCCAGUAAGCAGGAGGAGCUCUUAAGGGUUUUGGCUUCACUUUUGGGGAGCUGUCACGUCGUGCAUAUCUUCAUGCAGACUGUUUUUAUAACUGUCACUCCAACUCUUUGCUGCAGGUCUGUAGAGGAGCCAAUCACAUCUCAUCGCUUCCAGGUCACAUGAUCAUAAAAGUCUUCUAAAGUAUAUCAAUCUUGUCAUGUAAAGGUCAUUAUAUGUUUUAUCUCUCUGUGGUGUGACUUGUCAUUCACAAUUCUGUGUUUAAAGGGUUAAUAUGCGACUUUGUUAAUAUGAAUACAGCAAAAAUCAAAUAUACUGGGGCGUCUGUGGCCUAGUGGUUAGUUUGCACAAUCCCUGUACAGAGGUCGUUGACCUCCAAGCGGGCGGCCCGGGUUCAUAUCCGACCUGUGGCUCCUUUCCCGCAUGUCAUUCCCCACUCUCUCUCUUGAGUAGAGCCCAAAAAUAAAUCCAUCCAGUAUCUAUACUCCAUACAGCCCGCUACAGGUAACCGGGUGCUGGAGCCUGUCCCUGCUGUGAUUGGCUGAGAGGCAUGGUUACACCCUGGACUGUUUGCCUGUCAAUCACAGGGCUGACAUACAGAGACAGACAACCAGCUACACUCACAUUCACACCGACGGGCAAUUUAGAGUCACCAGUUAAGCUAACGAGGAUGUCUUUGGACUGUGGGAGGAAGCCGCAUAGUAAACCUUUAAUGUUCAGGAUUUGAACUUUGACUCAAUCUGGUGCGUCAACAGCUCUAAAGUCUUCGUAUUGAGUUCAUUACAGAUUUGAAAGUUUAAGAUUUUAAAACGUAUAUGACAGAUUGUAAUUUAUUAUGUGCUGUGUAUCAGUUCUUAAGAGGAGGAUUUUUAUAUCGGGGGGGGGGGAAGAUUUAUUGAUAGGAAAAAGGUUGUACUUUGACGCUUUGUUUAGUGUUUUAUGUCGUUUUAAAGAGUAAGCGAAGAGGAGCCAGCCGACUGCUCUAAAGUGAGGAACGUGGAGCAUACUUCCUCAUUAUGACUUUAUUCCCACAUGACUUAAUUCUUCAUGGUUGUGUCUGUAAUGUGGCCCUGAAACUCUGCCGUACCUCCUCCCCGUUCAGCGUUAAGUUAAAGUGACAGUCAGGCCGGUUUUUACUUCUAUUAUGUCAAGACAUACAGUCAAUAGGAAUUUAUAUUUUUAACAACUUCUGUGUGUAUUAUUCUUUCUCUGAAUGUAAACAAAUGAACGUAGGGCGUGGCAUCUUGAAGGUUACCGUGUGUGAUGUCUCUGUCCAAAGAGUUUGUCUUACUUUAAGGGUUAGGGUGCGUCACAUUUAACCUCGGAUCUCGAAAUGACGUCACACCCGACUUGAUUACGUGUCAGACCGACAACUCAGAAUUUCCGACUUCAGAGACGAAAUAGAUCGCACCAUAAUGAAGCCUUAAUGUCUGUCAGGAAGUAAAGAACUGUUUUAGUUUCACAAAUCACAAAAAAAAGAUUCAUUUGAGCUGAUUUCUACAUUAGUAUGUCGUAAAAACCCGACAUUAGAUACAAAAUAAAAAUACUAAUAUUGGCGCUCGGUGUGACUACAUUACAAUACCAAACUUAAUAUUGGGUAAAAAAAGGAAGUGCGUUCCUGUCGGGGAAUUUAAAGGUCAGACGUUCCAGUUGUGACAUUAAGAUCCUGAAUCCAGCACCCACAACCUCCGAGGUUUCAGAGCGCUUCUCAUCGUGGUUGCUAGGUGACAAAAGUUACCUCCAGCUCACCUCAUGAGGUCUGUUUUAAAAAGCAGCGUAUGGCUGGCUUCAGGGGCUCCUCCGUACAACAUUUUUUUAACAUCGUUAUCUCAACAUUGUAAAAUAAAAACAAUAAUGAAGCAUGCACAUGGAGAAGAGGAAAGUACAAAAUAAUAAAAAAGGUCUUCUGGCAGCUGAUUUGAAUUUUCAACUUAAAGGGCAAUAACUCACAAAAUGUUCAUGUUGAGAGAAAAUCAUCCAACCUUUGGGUUCAUAAACAUUCCUGGAAACGUAAGAAUGUAAAAACUAGUAGUUGUAGUACCAAGGCCGUCUCGAGACCACUUUUUGAUAGUCUCCGUCUCGUCUCAGAAUCUAGACCUUUUUUACUCGGCCUUGUCUCGGUCUCAGACUGGGCGGACUCUGGAUUUUAGACCAAGACCACCACUGAGAGGUUUUUUUUUUAUCAUUAAUGAGCCCUGCCUUGGUCUCUUGGUCUUGAUUCAAUCUCAAUCCCUAAAUGUCUUAGGUCUCGACUCAGUCUCGGCCUACCUUGGUCUUGGUUUCAACCCGGUCUGGUCCCCGGUAUGUCUUGUGGUCUUGGUUAGUCUGGUCUUACAACACUAGUAAAACAAACAGAGUUGUUCCGAAAAGUAUCGACAGUCUGAAGGGUCUUGGAUGUGAUUCUGGUUUUCUGUACUUGGAGUGACAUCACGUCAAAGUGUGAUGGAGACAAACACAUGAACCACUUGUUAUCUGCUCUCAGAGGAAUGGAUUGUGUUCCUGAUCUGAUGUGUAACGUGUUGUAUAAAUGCUUUGGACUUUUGCCUUUUUUUUUUGUAAAGCACAUCAUGUAAAGAAGACGUGCUGGUUGUAUAAACCCGUGACAGCGGGUUGUUGGGCAACCGUGCUAGUUUUAUAUUUGUAAAAAAGAAAAAAAGAAACUAAUUUUAACAUUUUUAACUUUUAUGGACGGCUUUUGUCAUCUUCCUCUCGGGGACAGGAUGAAGAGUUUUGUACAUAAGAGAUGUGACAUGUUAGCCCAGAUAUGAUGAUGUACAAUAAUUAUUUUGUUAUUAAAACAAGAUGUCUUAUGAAAUCCAGAAAUAACUCCACAAAAUGUUCUUUUACUUUCUGACACUAAAUAUAUUGUUUGUUUUUUCAA